Messenger RNA from Leptopilina boulardi, 4137 nucleotides. RefSeq names its product melanotransferrin (gene Tsf2). Lineage: Eukaryota; Metazoa; Arthropoda; Insecta; Hymenoptera; Figitidae. Bases 135 to 2600 code for a protein of 821 amino acids. The transcript is spliced from 9 exons. The record is from RefSeq and is a predicted model, not a curated record. Gene Ontology annotation, cellular component: plasma membrane; early endosome; extracellular region. Gene Ontology annotation, biological process: iron ion transport.
GCAUGACUGUAGCAUGAAGAACGCUGUGUACUGUGCAACGUUGUGUUGAUGAGAGUGUAAUAAAGUGUUGGGCGUUGUCAUUUAUUCAUUGAUACCUGCCUUUUUGGCGGUAUUAAUAAAUUUUUUUUAUAAAAAUGAAGUGCGAUUGGUAUUUUGUUAGUGCUGCUCUUUUAUGGAUUUUUAUAAUUUUUAUUCAAAAUGUUCAAGGACAAAAUGAAAACAUUACAGCAAAGUGGUGCACUGUGUCUAAGGAUGAAUUUGAUAAAUGUACAGAAUUUGCAAACGUCACAUCACGAGAUAGAUUAUACUUUGGUGCACAUUACAUUCAAUUAAAUUGUACUCAUGCUUUUAAUAAAGAAGAAUGCAUGUUUCUUUUGGAUCAAGAAAAGGCACAUUUAACUACUUUAGACGCUGGUGAAGUUUUUACAGCUGGAAGAUAUCACAGUCUCAUUCCAAUAAUGAAAGAAAUUUACGAUAAUAAAUUAAAUUAUCAAUAUGCAGUUGCAGUUGUUAAGAAAAAUUCUUUAACUGAUGUUUCCAAUUUACAUCAUUUACGAGGCAAGAAAGCUUGCUUUCCUGGUGUCGGUAUAUUAGGUGGAUGGGUCAUUCCACUAAAUCAGCUAAUAAAACAUGGAGGAAUGGAAAUUCAUGAUUGUAAUAAUCAUGUAAAAUCUGCGAUUAAAUAUUUUGGAGCAAGUUGUGCUGUGAAUUCAUUAAUCGACAAAUAUAAUCCAUUAGGCGAUAAUUCUCAUCAACUUUGUGAUUUGUGCAUUGGAAAAUUACCUGGAGGUAAAUGUACAAAUGCAGAUCCAUAUUCUGAUUACGAAGGAGCAUUCCGCUGUUUAUCCGAAGCUGGAGAUAUAGCUUUUCUGGUUCAUUCAACCGUACAAGAAAUGACAGCAAAAUUAUACGAAAAUUCUCUACAUACCAAAAACGAUUAUGAAUUGCUUUGUUUGGAUGGAUCACGAAGACCAGUAGAUGAUUAUCGAAAUUGUAAUUGGGGUGAAAUUCCUUCACGAGCAAUUGUCACAUCUUCAGCAAGUAAUCAAUUUAGAAGAAAAUUAUAUCAAAAAUUUUUAGAGAAGGCAGCACGACGUUAUGCGCCAGAAAAAAAUAAUUCUACUUAUGAUUUUAAUAGUCGAUCAGAUGGUCGAGAUUCUUUUAAUAACUAUUCUGGUGAUGGAUUUGAUAGAAAUCAGAGUAAUGAUGGACGAAGAUUUGAUACUGGGGGUAAUUCAUAUAAUGACCGAAAUAAUUAUUAUGAUGAUAAUCGAUACACAACUGAAACGCCUUACAUUAGAAGAGUGGACAACUUCAAUUUAUUCGAGUCAUCUCCAAAAUAUUCAAAGCACAAUCUUCUCUUUUCCGAUUUAGCAAGAGAUUUUGUGUCAUUGCCAGAGAAGAAUCAAAUAUAUUCGGAAUAUUUGGGAAAGACUCUUGACUUUAUUUUGGCGUUGAGAAACUGUCCUGUUAAUAGAAUGAAAGUUUGUGUUACAUCCGAUGCAGAAUUAUCAAAGUGCAUCAAAAUGAAGAUUGCUCUGGAUGCACAAUUAUUGAAACCACAAAUUAUUUGUCACAAAGGUUACAGUCAUAUUAACUGCAUGCGUGAAAUAGAAAAGGGAUUCGCUGACGUAACAGUAUUGGAUGCGAGUGACAUUUACACUGCCGGUUUACGUUUUAAUUUAAUUCCAUUUAUUUCUGAAGUUUAUAAUCUUGGCUCUCCUGAAUAUUAUGUGGUAGCCGUUGGUAAAGAAAACGACCCUGACACGGAUUUAACGUAUUUAAAAAAUAAAUACACUUGUCACACAGGAAUUAAUACAGCUGCAGGAUGGGUGUAUCCACUUUCUUAUUUGCUUACCAACAGAUGGAUGAGAGGAUAUGGCUGUAAUUCUAUUCGCGCUGCUGCUGAAUAUUUCACCAAAUCUUGUGUACCUGGAGCUCUCAGUACAGAAUAUAAUAUAGGUGUGCCUUAUGACAAUUUGUGCGAUCUUUGUCAUGGAACAAGUAAACAAUAUUGUCGAAGAGAUCAUUCUGAAGAUUAUUUUGGAUACACUGGAGCUUUCAGAUGUUUAGUGGAAGGUGGAGGCGAUGUUGCUUUUGUGAAGCAUACAACAGUAGCAGAAAAUACAGAUGGUAAACGAAAGGAAUGGUGGGCUCGUAAUACAUUUACGAGAGAUUUUCAACUUCUCUGUCCAGAUGGAACUCGUCGCGGUACUAAUAAUUAUAAAGAAUGUAAUUUGGGAAAAGUUGCCGCUAAUGCAAUCGUUACUCGUGGAGGAGAGGGUUACAACGAGACACAAGUCAAUGCAUAUAUUAAUCUUUUUAUUUAUGCACAACAAUUCUAUGGUAGAAAGGAACAGGAUGAUUUUAGUUUUAGUAUGUUUUAUAGUGUUCCACCGUACAGUGAUUUAAUAUUUCAAGAUGCAACACAACAGUUGGUCAUUAUUCCAAAGGAAAAACGUGAAUAUACUGCAUAUUUAGGUCCAGAUUUUAUGAGAGCAAGAAGAAUCGUUGAUUGCGCAGCUGGAGCUGCCUCAUUAACAUAUUCUCUAUUGGGCUCUUUUACCAUGAUUAUUUUUACUCUAUUUUUUAGCAGAUAAAUAUUUUUGAUAAUUUUUUUAAAUUUUACACUUAAUGACCGAGUAUAAAAAAAUGUUUGAGAAUUAGUGUUAUGGUAUUUAAGAGCCAGUAGAAUUUCAAUAUUAUAAUACUCUUGACUUCGAAAAAUCGUAUAUAUAUCUAUUUGAAUCUCAAAUUUUAUAAGAGAAAUUCUACAAGACUGUAUUUGAUACUGUACAUAUCCGUGUAAUAAUACCAAAAUGACUUUUUUGAAUUAUUUCGAUUUGCAUUUUUCAUUUAAGGUCAUGUGAUUAUUGUGAUUUCACAUGUAAAUAUUCUCCGCAAAUUUUUUCACAAAAUACUGGCGUAGAAAAAUUACAUGUGAAAUCACAACAAUCACAUAAACUUAAGAUGUUUAAAAAUAGUUGAACUUUGAAAAUUCGCUCGUUAAAUUUAAGAAGUAAAUAUUAGUGGAGAUUAUAGUAAUAUUAUUGUUAAUAAUUAUAACAAAACGUUCUGUUCCAAUAACGUUUUUGUCUGCUUAAAUAACGUUUUGAAAAUGGUUCAUGUUUGCCAAACGUUUUCGGAACAUGAAUCAUUCUUAGAAUGUUAUGUUAACAUACAUUUUCGUUCUAAAAACGAUUUAGAAACCUCAUUGGAGGUUAGGCCCACUGAGAAAAUUAUUUGAACAAUAUUUGAGAAUUAGUCUUAUUUACACUUUGUAAUGUUCUUUAAGAUCAUGUGGAAAAAAGUCAUAUUUUAGAACUCUCAACCUUUUUCUUAAAUGAAAAAUGAUUUUGGGGUUAAAAUUUUUAAGAAAUUAUGGAGAUGGGUACAAGGAACAUUGUUUUUCUACUCAUUUACUAUAAUUUAACGCAAAAAUGAUAAAAAUUGAGACGGAAGGGAUUUUUAUCAACACAGAUCACUAAACUUGAACAAUUAUUUUUCGAUCAAAUAUCAACUCUUUCAGCUACUGAUACUCUCAAUCAGGUGACGUCUGUGUAUUCACCGUCAUGUCAUUUUUUCAAAAUAUGACUUUUUAAAUUUAUUUUUUUUUAAUAACUUAACGCGAAGUUUUGUUUUUCCAUGAGAAUAGCAAUGUGCAUUGUACGUUUCUCUAUCAUCUCUGAAAAUUUUAGCUCAAAAUCCUUUCUUAUUUUUGAGAAAGUUUGGUUUUGGUAAAACACAUUUUACCAUACUUGGUCUCAUGGAAAUAUUCAACAUGGUCUUAAAAAGAUUUUUAUACAAAAUUAUUACAUUGUAUAUAUAUUUUAUGCAUAUACAUUCGUAAAGUACAAUUGACUAUGAGUCAAAAAAAAACUAUGAACUAUGUAGUUUUUAGAUAAUUGUAAAAGUUGUUAAACUUACAUAUAUUGCGCCUUUUGAAGUGAAUGCGAUUUUUACUGAUAAGAAGAAGAUAGUUUCUAAUUUUUAACGAUAUUUACUAUAAAAUUUUAGAUCUGAUUUUAUAUUAAUUCCGUCCAUUUUUAAUAUUUUCAUAAUUUUAAUGAUAAUUAAUUUUGAUAUUGUACAUCGUUUUUAAUAUACUAUGCCGUCCAUGAAAAUUUUUAAAUAAAA